CCAGACUUAUAGAGCCCCGCCCACCUCACACGGUGCCUGUUGUAGGGCAGGAAAGUAAAGGAGAUUGUAAACCGCCCUGAGAGUCAGAGUGAAGGGCGGGGUAUAAAUCCAAUUUCUUCUUUGGGAGGGAGGAGCUGCUGGAAACAGAGAAGCCUCUCCUUAGUCCCAAAAGCAGCCCAGCUGCUAGUCCCCAGGAAGGCAAAGGGAAGGGUCUCCACUCUCCGAGGCGUUGGGAAGCGUUUUCCUCUUCCUCCUCCCCUCCUUUUUCUAGCUGUUUCUUCUUCGGGCAGCUCUUUCUUCCCGAGUCUUUGACUGGGCGCUAGCAGAGAGACCUUGUUUCCAGGGCGGGAAACGCCCUCUUGCUGCUGGGAGAGCGGGAAAGAGAAACGGAAAGUAACUCAUUUCUCCUUCUGGAGGCGACCAUGGCAGCUGAGGAUCCCGUGCAGGAGCUCCGGGAGGAAGCCUCUUGCUCCAUCUGCCUGGACUUCUUCAGCGACCCGGUGACCAUCGCCGAGUGCGGCCACAAUUUCUGCCAAGCCUGCUUGACCCGCAGCUGGGGGGAGGCGGGGGCCCAGCCUUCCUGCCCCCAAUGCAGAGGAAGGGCUCAGAAGAGGAAGCUCCGGCCGAACCAGCUGCUGGCCAACUUUGUGGAGAUCAUUAAGAAACUCCGUUCUUCGAAAGAGACGGGGAGAGUCUGCGAGAAGCACCAGGAGCCCUUGGAGUAUUUCUGCAAGGAAGACGAAGCCCCCCUUUGCCUGAUCUGCGGGGUAUCCCAGGCGCACAAAGAUCACCAGGUACUUCCUCUGGAGGAGGCGAUCAAAGAAAACACGGCAGUGGUGGUAGCCAGAAAAGGGAGAGUUUGCCAGAAGCACCAGGAGCCCCUGAAGCUCUUCUGCAAGGACGAUGAAGCCCUCAUCUGUGUGGUCUGUGACCGAUCCAAGGAGCAUAGAGAUCACGAAACCCUUCCGCUUGAGGAGGCCUCCCAAGAGUACAAGGAUCAGUUCUGCAGCUGUCUGGAGAUUCUGAAGAAGAAGAGAGAGAGAAUUGCAGGAUAUAGAGAUUCUGCAGAGAAGGAAAGCCAGGACCUGCUUAAGCAAACCACAGAAGAGAAGCAAAAAACAUUAGCCAAGUUCAGGCAGCUGCAUGUGUUUCUGGAGGAACAAGAGAAGCACCUGCUGACCCAGAUGGAAGAGGUGGAGAAGGAGAUAGCAAGAAACAGGGACCAGCAACUUGCAAGACUCUCUGAGGAACUCUCCUCUCUUGAAAGCCUCAUGCAGGAGAUGGAGGAGAAGAGUCAGCAGCCAUCAACUGAUCUCCUGCAGGAUAUCCAAAGCACCAUGCAGAGGUAUGAAGAAAAGGAGAGGUCUGAGAAACCAGUGACUUUUCCUCUUGCAUUGAAGUGGAGGAUCUGGGACUUCCGUAACAUCAAUCACUUGCUGGAAAGGGUCCGGAAGCAGCUGCAAGACAAUCUGGAUUCUGGACUUCACCUGCAGAAAGCAGCAAAUGUGACUCUGGAUCCAGACACAGCCCAUCCCCAACUCAUCCUGUCUGAGGACUGGAAAAGUGUGAGAGAAGGAGAAAAGGCUCAAGUUCUGCCCAAGAAUUCUAAGAGAUUUGACCAUUUUUGUUGUGUUCUGGGCAAUGAGGGAUUCAGAGCUGGCCACCAUUUCUGGGAAGUCCUUGUGGGAAGUGUGGAAGAAUGGAUGGUGGGGGUGGCCAAGAAGUUUGUGAGGAGGAAGGGAACGUUGUCCUUUAGCCCUGAGGAAGGGUUCUGGCUGGUGGGGAGAUGGGGGGGCCAUUACAGAGCUUCCAUAAAAGGCUGCUAUUCUCCCCUGACCCUAAGCAGAGAGCUCAAGAGGAUCCGGGUGUGUCUGAACUACACUGGGGGACGAGUGGCCUUUUUUGAUGCUGAAAGAGCAGCCCUUCUCUAUGAGUUCUCUGGUGUCUCCUUCUCUGGAGAGACCCUCCUGCCCUUCUUUUGGGUGCAUUUGAAAGGCCACCUCCAACUUUGUUAAGACAGUCAUUUUGCACCAGGGCCAUUAAUAAAAAUACUACUUAAGAGUCCUGUUUUAUAGCUCUGCAAAGGUCUUCUCCAGAGUCCCAAUCAGCAAAGCUGAUGGAUAAAAUGGAGUCUGUUUUUCCCUCAGUUUCCUAGCAUUCCCUCUUACUUUUGUAGCUGAUUUCAGAUUGUGACAGUGCCCCAUUUCAUAUUAAAUAAAUGUUAAAUAAACUGGUCUGGACUAAAAAAAAGAGGUAUAAACAGACCAGCCGGCUUCUGCUAACUCCCAUAACCCUUAAUCUUGCCUUCACCCCAUUUUUUCUCACCCUCUCACCCCAAUCUCUGCCAGUUGUGGACAGGAAGAGGUGCCCCUCCCCGUUCAUUCAUUACUUCUAGAGGAAGAGCUAGAUAAGGUGUUUGGAAAUCAUUUGUCAGCUAUCUCUCACACUUUCAAGUUUCGUUCAGCCCAGCUGUGGGGCAGAUGUAGGAUGGGGGGAAGGAGCAGUGUUUAACGCUUCCCUCAUCCCUUUUUUGUGAUGUAGAAUUUCCUCCUUACCUCCACUGUACGUUGCAUGUGCAUGGGGGAAGACUGUUUUCAAUGUGUUGAGAUGCCUGUUCGUAUUAAAGGUUUAUCUUACCGUUA
Molecule: messenger RNA, 2642 nt
Organism: Heteronotia binoei (common prickly gecko)
Lineage: Eukaryota; Metazoa; Chordata; Lepidosauria; Squamata; Gekkonidae
Product: E3 ubiquitin-protein ligase TRIM7-like
Exons: 8
Coding region: 423-2015 (530 amino acids)
Molecular function (GO): protein binding; zinc ion binding
Source: RefSeq, a predicted model, not a curated record